This is a messenger RNA of Arachis ipaensis, 1031 nucleotides long. Lineage: Eukaryota; Viridiplantae; Streptophyta; Magnoliopsida; Fabales; Fabaceae. The record is from RefSeq and is a predicted model, not a curated record.
GAAAGAUAUACCCUGAUGAAUGGCGUAAUUUCCAUGAGCGGCUUAAUGACUUGAAAGUUGAGAGUGAUGAGGAUAAGAAUUAUUUCAAGACACAAUGGGCAUCUUACAGAGGACAGACACCCUUUCAAACAGUGAGAGGAAUGAUGUAUUAUAGGGAAGCUUUGAUUCUUCAAUGUUUCUUGGAAUAUGCUGGAGACAAUGCUAUAUUUAGCGGCUUCUGGACAACGGAUUUUCAAGAUAAAGAUAAGAAGGGGCUCUUUGAAUAUGCACAGGCUUUGGCUGAUUUGAAAUUCACCUAUGUUGUUUCUUGCCAAGUCUAUGGUGCUCAAAAGAAAUCCAAGAAUCCCAAAGAGAGAAGUAGCUAUACUAACAUUCUUGGCCUGAUGUUAGAGAAUUUAGCGGUUCGUGUCGCCUACAUAGAUGAAGUUGAAGAGGCAAAGGAAGGGAAAUCACAGAAAGUUUAUUACCCAGUUCUUGUCAAAGGAGGUGAAAAGUAUGAUGAGGAAGUAUAUCGCAUCAAGCUUUCGGGUUUACCAGUUGAGAUUGGUGAAGGGAAACCUGAAAAUCAAAACCAUGCCAUUAUAUUCACUCGUGGUGAAGCCUUGCAGACCAUAGACAUGAAUCAAUGUGAGACUAUGCCUGAGCCAGGAAAUAAUCCUACUAGUAGGAAGAAUGGAUCAUUCCUAGAGCUACUGCCUGCCGUAAGGUAUUUAUUUAUCUUAUCAAGGCAAAAGCAAGUUCUCAUACCUUUGCCUGUAAAAACAAUUUUUUAUGGGUACAAAUGGUAAUUUCUUUUUUCUAUGGGUAGAUAUGUCAGCGUUUUCAACUUUCGUGGGUACAAAUGGUAGUUUACUCUUUCUUGUAUAUUCAUAUUCUAAGUAGUAAAAACAUUAGAUAGUUUAAAUACAUUAUUAGAUAUUAACAUAGUUUAGGAAACUGGAUGGUAGAUUUGACUAAUUAGUGCUUAUUGCAAUGCUUGUAUUUUGGUAAGUUUAGUAAGAUAAACUUUUGUAUAGGAAUUAUUACUUUUG